This is a messenger RNA of Protomyces lactucae-debilis, 2622 nucleotides long. Its product is annotated as vacuolar sorting protein 39 domain 2-domain-containing protein. Gene Ontology annotation, biological process: autophagy; intracellular protein transport; vesicle-mediated transport. Gene Ontology annotation, cellular component: cytoplasm; fungal-type vacuole membrane. NCBI's taxonomy places the organism in Eukaryota, Fungi, Ascomycota, Taphrinomycetes, Taphrinales, Protomycetaceae. The transcript has a single exon. The record is from RefSeq and is a predicted model, not a curated record. The coding region runs from base 1 to 2622 and encodes 873 amino acids.
AUGCACGGCGCCUUCGAUGCAGAGGUGGCGCUUACGACGCAGAAGCCAAUCGUCGCUCUCCACGCCUAUGCCAACAAGCUGCUCAUCUGCGACGCGCAGUUGACGUUGACACACUACCAGAUUGGCGACGUCUCAGAAAAAGUCGAAGAAGCGAAUACGGAUGCGCCAUACAAGACUGUUCAGGUAUUGCAAGCGCUCAAACAUUUCUGCAAGAGCAAGCCGAUUCAAAUGCAUGCAGUCAAAGAGACGGGCUUGUUACUCGUGUUGGUGGACAACUACCUGAGCAUCUACUCGCUCUCAACCCUUUCACUCUCUCAAAAGCUUGCCUCAACAAAAGGCGCCGUAUCCUUUGCUGUUUACUCUACUGUGGAUCAUGACUCGGGCAUCCCUGUGCUGAAGACACAAGUGGCUGUAUGUGUAAAGCGACAAGUUCUACUCUUCACCUGGCUAGACAGUGAGUUUGACGGCGAACGCCACUACAGCUGUCCUGAUCGUGCGAAGGUUGCAGAAUUCCUUUCUGGCGACAUGCUUGUGGUCGGUAUGACUAGCGACUUUGUGAGUGUCAACAUCAGCGGCAAGGAAGGUGACGCUGUAGUGGAGGCAGUCGGGGCCCCAUCCCUCGGUACAGGCAGUGUCUCGACGACUAUGGGAUAUCUUGGUUCUCGAACGCCAAAACCUAUGCUGGUGCGUACCAAAGAGCAACUGCUCAUUGUACGCGACGUGACAAGCGCUUUCAUCGACAAGGAUUGCAACGUCUUGCCAAUCAAGCCAAUCAAAUGGGCCACAGCGCCUGAGUUCAUUGGUUACACAUAUCCGUUCCUGAUUGUUGUGCUCAAAACUCGGCUAGAGGUUCGGAAUGCUCAAAGUGGCAGCCUGCUGCAGACUUUUGAUGUUCAAGGUGUACAAGUUCUCAAUGACGGCAAGUGUCUUUUUGCAGCGACAUCAACGACCGUCUAUCGCUUUGUGGCGACACCAUACUUAAGUCAAGUGGAGGAGCUCAUCUUCACCGGACAAUUAGAUGAAGCGCUGUCGUUGCUUGAUGUACUUGAAUCUGUGCUUCUGGAGGAUAACAAGGAAGCAUCCAUCCGUCGCGUCAAAGAUCUCAAGGCUCGACAAUUAUUUGAGCAAGGCAGAUACGAGGAAAGUAUGGACCUCUUUGGCGAAUGCUGGACGCCGCCCUCCAGCGUCAUCGCUCUGUUCCCUACAGAUCAGCCUGCGAACGAGCCAUCGGCAUCGGCUGUCGACGAAGCAGACGGGACUGGCACCGUUACAAGCGAAACCACAGAUGAUGUGCAGAAAGUGACCGAAGAUCCAGAGCACGGCGACGCGUCUACAGUCAUUUCAGCGGAAGCGAAUCGUGCGCUCUCGGCCUAUCUCGCCCGAACACGUCGGAUUCUCAGUCGCUACAUUCCUAACCCGCCUGCAGCAGAUUCUGCCGAUCAAUACUUCACGACAUGGCCUGAUGCAAGACGUCUUACUGUCGAUGAAAUGGAAACAGAGCUAGGUCUAGCGGAUACUGCGCUUCUCAAACUCUAUAUACAGCAUUCGCCAGGUCUGGUCGGCAGUCUUGUACGAUUGGCAAAUCGUUGCGAUCCAGCUGUCGUCAAGGACUACCUCGCCAAAGAAGAUCGCUGGAGAGAAUUAGUUGACUUUUACUAUGGGAAGCAACUACAUGGCCUGGCGCUUGCAUUGUUACGAGAGCGUGGUGCUGUCGACGCUGGCAUUCAGUACAUUCAAAGACUGGAUGCUAAAGACUGGGGCGUUAUCACUGAGUAUGCACCCUGGCUGCUCAAGAGUGAUCCAGACGCGCUUGACAUUUUCACAGACGCUUCACAAGAAUCUGCAACCUUUGACCGCCGUGCAGUGGUCCACUUCAUGAAAAACUGUGAUACAAAGCUUGCAAUCCGCUAUCUCGAGCACGUUGUCAUUGGGCUUGGAGACACGAGUCCACAGUUCUCAGAAGAUCUCGCAGCUCUGUACAUCGAGACAGAUCAAGUCAUCACGCUUCAACAGUUUAUUGAGUCAGACAGCAAUGGCGCAUCGGCUGCUCGAUUGUACAAAAUGCUGCCAGAGAAGGCUGAUUUCGCAGAGUGUAGAGCCUUUUGCCUGGCUGACAUGGGCAACCUCAAGGGCAGUCUGGAAAUUUAUGUCAACAAGGUCAAGGAUGAAGCCAAAACGCAAGCCUUUGCGGAGCGACAGCUCAAUCGCUAUCCGAACGUCUUUGAAGUCUUGCUGCAACUCUACCUUUCCGAUAAACCACCGCAGCUCCAAGCUGCUCUGCAGAUACUGGAGCGGCAUGGCCCACGCCUCAACGUGGAAGCUGUGCUUUCUCAGCUGCCUCCAGAUAUCGCCAUCUCUGACAUUCGCUCAUUUUUGACCACUAGAUUACGCGACUCUCAAACGCAACGUUACGCAUCCCUUGUUGAACAGACACUUCGACGUUCAGCUAUGCUUUCCAUCCAACUGCGUGUCAUUGAAAGGAAGCAAAAGGCUUUCACUAUUACGGCAGACAAAGUCUGUGCCGCAUGUCACAAGCGAGUAGGUGGAAGCGUCUUGGCAGCUUUCCCAGACGGCGCUGUCGUUCAUUAUGUGAGGUCACAUCUGUUGUGGGCGCGUUGCUAA